AUGACAUUCGCAACCGAGAUUCACACCUUCCACUCCGGCAGACCACAGCCUCAAACCUCCUCUUCCUCUUCGACAUUCAAAUCCAUCGACCCGACCACCGGCGAGCCUCUUGCAACCAUCUACACCACCACUCCCGCGCAGCUCAAUGACGCCGUCGCUGCUGCGCGAGCAGCUUUCCCCGUCUGGUCGCAGACCCCGGCACCCAAGCGAGCUGCCAUUCUCCUCCGCGCUGCUGCUCUCCUGCGCGAGCGCAACGACGCACUCGCCCUCACCGAGACUCUCGACACGGGCAAGGCCUGGUGUGAGACGUCCACUGUCGACGUAGUCACUGGUGCCGACGUCCUCGAGUACUACGCCCAGUUCAUUGCUGGUGGCCUUCCCGGCCAGCAUACCCGCCUCCGCCAGGAUGCAUAUAUUCUGACGACUCACGAGCCACUGGGUGUUUGUGCGGGUAUUGGCGCGUGGAAUUAUCCAAUUCAAAUUGCGCUGUGGAAGUCGGCAGCUUGCUUGGCCGCCGGCAACUGCAUGGUAUACAAGCCCAGCGAAGUUACGCCUCUGCAUGGAAACACCCUGGCACAGAUUUACGUCGAGGCUGGUUUGCCCGCUGGCGUGUUCAAUGUUGUCUACGGCGAUGGUCCCGCCGUUGGCGCGCCGCUGGUUGCCCACCCCGACAUUGCCAAGGUGAGCUUCACCGGCCAGGUCAGCACCGGCAGCAAGGUAGCCAGCGAGGCUGUCAAGAGCAUGAAGAGCGUCACCAUGGAACUCGGCGGCAAGAGUCCCGUUGUGAUUCUCCCCGACGCCGAUGUCGACGAAGCGGCUGACGUCGCCAUGGCCGCCAACUUCUUCUCCACCGGUCAAGUCUGCACCAACGGCACCCGCGUCUUUGUUCCAGACACCUUGCUCGCCGCCGUCGAAAAGGCCCUUGUCCAGCGCUGCCGCGAAGGCAUACGCAUGGGCCUGCCCCGCGAUGAAAAGACCAACUUCGGCCCCGUCGUCAGCGCCGCCCAACGCGACAAGAUCAACAUGUACAUCAAGCAUGGCAAGGACGUUGACCGCGCCAAGGUCCUCUACGACGGUUCUGUCGAUUCCCAAAAGGACAAGCCCACCCCGGGCGGUUUCUGGGUCCCCCCCGUCAUCUUCACCAACUGCACCGACAACAUGCGGGUGGCUCGUGAGGAAAUCUUUGGUCCUGUAAUGUGCGUCCUGCCGUACAAGGUGGCGGGUAAGUCUCGGGAGGACUGGGUGGCAGAGGUGGUUCGACGAGCAAACGACACGCCCAUGGGUCUUGCUGCUGGUGUGGUGUCGAGUGAUGUUGGUCUUGCGCAGGACGUGCUGAGACAGCUGGAUGCGGGCAUCACCUGGAUUAAUACGUGGGGUGAGUCACCGGCGGAAAUGCCUGUGGGAGGAUGGAAGAUGAGUGGUAUCGGAUUGGAGAAUGGGCACGAAGGCAUCCAGGCGUAUAUGAGAGUCAAGAGUACCUUGGUGCAGUUGGGCAAGGGCGCCUGCAAAGGGAUGUUUGCCAAGUUGUAA
Molecule: messenger RNA, 1530 nt
Organism: Metarhizium brunneum ARSEF 3297
Lineage: Eukaryota; Fungi; Ascomycota; Sordariomycetes; Hypocreales; Clavicipitaceae
Gene: betB
Product: NAD/NADP-dependent betaine aldehyde dehydrogenase
Molecular function (GO): aldehyde dehydrogenase (NAD+) activity
Source: RefSeq, a predicted model, not a curated record